AGCGCGACGCCCCGCCCCUUUCGCACAGACGCCGGGAAGAAAGGGGUGGGGCCACGUGAGCGUCGGCGCCAUCAGGCCUGGGGAGGCGGCGAGGGCUGUUUUCAGUGUAUGGUUUUCCCUGCCAAGCGGGUCUGCUUGGUGCCAGCGAUGGAGGGCGUGCGCUGGGCCUUUUCCUGCGGCACUUGGCUGCCGAGCCGAGCCGAAUGGCUGCUGGCGGUGCGAUCGAUCCAGCCCGAGGAGAAGGAGCGCAUCGGCCAGUUCGUCUUCGCCCGGGACGCUAAGGCAGCCAUGGCUGGUCGACUGAUGAUAAGGAAAUUAGUUGCAGAGAAAUUGAAUAUCCCUUGGAAUAAUAUUCGUUUGCAGAGAACUGCAAAAGGAAAACCAGUUCUUGCGAAAGACUCCUUGAAUCCUUACCCCAAUUUUAACUUUAACAUCUCUCAUCAAGGGGACUAUGCUGUACUUGCUGCUGAACCUGAGCUACAAGUUGGAAUUGAUAUAAUGAAAACUAGUUUUCCAGGUCGUGGUUCAAUUCCAGAAUUCUUUCAUAUUAUGAAAAGAAAGUUUACCAACAAAGAAUGGGAAACAAUCAGAAGCUUUAAGGAUGAAUGGACUCAGCUGGAUAUGUUUUAUAGGAAUUGGGCACUGAAAGAAAGCUUCAUAAAGGCCAUUGGUGUUGGACUAGGAUUUGAAUUGCAACGGCUUGAAUUUGAUAUAUCCCCCUUAAACCUGGAAAUAGGCCAAGUUUAUAAAGAAACACGUUUGUUCCUGGAUGGGGAAGAGGAAAAAGAAUGGGCAUUUGAGGAAAGCAAAAUAGAUGAGCACCAUUUUGUUGCAGUAGCUCUUAGGAAACCCGAUGGAUCUAAAGAUAAGGUUCCAUCCCAAGAUGAUUCUAAACCAACCCAGAGGCAGUUUACUAUUCUCACCUUUAGUGAUUUAAUAUCAUCUGCUGUUCCUAUGACCCCUGAAGAUCCUUCGUUUUGGGACUGUUUUUGCUUCACAGAAGAAAUUCCAAUACGAAAUGGUACAAAGUCAUGAUGCGAUUCCCUAAGUAACAAAGGGAAGUGAAAACUGUAGUCUUUAUCCACUAAAAAAUAAAUGCCUGAUAGCAUCAAAUUUUAUUUCACAAAACAGUUUUAAAAAAACAACUUUUUCUAUUAAAAAAGCUGACUCCCAGUUCAAGUAGCUCAGUAGAUUACAUGGUUACCUCUUCUUCUUCCCCCAAAUUGCAUUGGAUUGACAGAAGGAAUAGAAAAAGUUGGCAGAAUGUUAAAGUGAUACAUAUUCAUUGUAGAAAAAAGUGGAAAGUGCAGAUAUAUGAAAAGGAAACAUUUAAAUUCCUAUCUUUCAGAGAUACUGAUCCUAAAACCUAGAUUUUCUUUUCAGAUGUUUUUCUUGGCAGAUGAAUCCAUGUUAAUAUGCUUGGGUGUUUUUUGAAAAAUGGGAACAUACUGUUUUGUAAUUUUUUCUCUUAACUGCACAUCUGUUCAUAAAUAUACUUCUGUGGCAUAACUUUUAGUGGCACUAAAGUUUUCUGUUGUAUGGCUAAUAUCAGUUAGGAUGCUUUUGACCAGAAGUAACAGUGUCCAAAUAUAAUCGGCUGAAGUAACCAAGGGCAUUUAUUAUCUCACGUAACACACAUUUCAGAAGUGUCAUUAAGGACACUUUUUUUCUUUUUGCCUCGGUCUGAUUUUAUUGAUUUUGCUUUAGGUUUGCCUCCCUGGUGGGCAUAAGAGCUGCUGCUGUAACUUCCAGUUUCACAUCCUCAAAAAAUUGCAUCUAAAAUUCAAGAAAGGCCAUUUUCUCCUCUCACAUCUCAGUUUUAUCCUUGAAGAAAACUUUUUCCCAAGAGCCCCCAGAAGAUUUUCCUUCAGUUUUCAUUGACUCAGAUCAGGUCACUGAGAAAGCCAAUAUCUGACAUUAUUAGCCUCUAGAAAGUAGACUCUUGGUAAGGAAAAAGCUAAGGCAGGGUUGGGGGAACGGCAUUGAGGGGAACCCACUGCCUGCCGUGAGGCGGGUGUGCCACGAUUUACUCUCUUUCCUCUGUUAGACAUUUUGUCUGCAGUUUUUACUAUAAGCAGUGGUGCAACGCAUAUCCUUGUAACCACAUUUUGAGGUACGUGUUUAACUAUGUCCUUCAGAAAGUUUCUACAAGUGGAAUGAUUGUUUCAAAGGGAUUAAACAUUUUUUUAGAGCUUUGGUAAGUAUUGCCAAAUUACUCUCCAAAAAGGGUGUACAGUUUAUUCUUCCAGUUAGUGUUAUGUGUCUGACUACCCCUCACCCCCCUACAUACUCCCUGGUUAAUUGUUGAUUAUUUUUUUAAUUUAAUCUUUUCCAACAUAAGUGAAGAGUGGUACCUUAUUUUUUAAAUUUGUAUUUCUUUCAUUACAAGUGAGGUCAACGUGUCAGUGUUGUUAUUGACUAUUCCUUUUUUUAUGAACCACCUGUUCAUUGCCUGUUUUGAUUUUAGUAAAUAGGACUUAAUUUAAAGUGGGAACAUAAUAUAUAAAAUGCCACGACCAUCAUAUUGAUGACAGAAUCUGUUACAUGGUUGUAGUGCAUGUCUUGGGAGUUAAAGUCUUGUUGAGUAUCAAGAAGUGAAAUAAUUUCAUUGUUUCUAUUACUAAAAUUAAAAGUUGUGUGUAAAUUGUAUAAAAUUAGAUACUUUGCUUGGUAAAAAAAAAUUUGGAAUGUUUUGUAAUCUUUUUAAUUUUAUUAAGCAUGCCCAAGUAUUCUAAGCAUAGUAAAUAAUGUGUUUUAAAAAGAUCAAGUAGUAUUUGUAAUAGAGGAAGCAUUGUUAUCCCUAGCAUGAAUGUAAUGGUGAUUUGAAAAACUGUCAUCUGUCUUGUCAUUAUAAUAAUAAAACGAUUAACAUUAUGGAAUUUCUGUGA
Equus caballus (horse) is the source of this 2888-nucleotide messenger RNA. RefSeq names its product aminoadipate-semialdehyde dehydrogenase-phosphopantetheinyl transferase (gene AASDHPPT). Gene Ontology annotation, molecular function: magnesium ion binding; holo-[acyl-carrier-protein] synthase activity. Lineage: Eukaryota; Metazoa; Chordata; Mammalia; Perissodactyla; Equidae. Gene Ontology annotation, cellular component: cytosol. The record is from RefSeq and is a predicted model, not a curated record.